GGGAAUAUCCCUGAGAAAAUGGACUCCUGAGGCCGUACCCAAAUAGUUAAGCGAAUUUGUUAGAAUAAAACUACGAAAGUCCAAAAUAAGGAAUAACGACACAAAUACAAGACAGCUGGAUCGUGGGGACUCAAAGACAGACAGCGUUUAUCUCCAGCUUCUCUCCCUUCGACACCUGAUGGAGGGCUCCGACAGUUCCGAGCCGGGCGCCAGUGACCAACCAGAGGCCCAGCGCAGGCGGCAACGGGACCGGCUAGACCGGGAGGAGGCCUUCUACCAGUUUGUCAACAACCUGAGUGAGGCAGACUACCGGCUGAUGAGAGACAACAAUCUGCUGGGUACCCCAGGUGAGAUCACAGCGGAGGUGUUGUUGAGUCGGCUGCAGCAGAUUAAGGAUGGGCCAGAGCAGCAGCAGCCUAGCAUCAACACCAGUGAGACUGGAGAAGCUACAGGAGAACCGACAGAACCGGUGGAAGGUCCAGAGGACCCGUCUAAUGGCGACACCCUCUUGGAUUGGCUGAACACCGUCAGGCGGACAGGCAACACCACCCGCAGUGGUCACCGAGGCAACCAGUCGUGGCGGGCGGUGAGCCGGACCAACCCAAACAGCGGAGACUUCCGGUUCAGUCUGGAGAUCAACGUUAACCGUAACCUGGCUGAGCAGCAGGCCCGCGCCGAUGUGGGGGAGGGGGAGGCUCAGGAGGAAGCCCCCGCAGAAGCACCUGGCGAUGGGGUGGAGGCAGUGGUCGGAGUGGAGGUCCAGGCAGGGACUGAGGCAGUGGUCGGAGUGGAGGUCCAGGCAGGGACUGAGGCAGUGGUCGGAGUGGAGGUCCAGGCAGGGACUGAGGCAGUGGUCGGAGUGGAGGUCCAGGCAGGGACUGAGGCAGUGGUCGGAGUGGAGGUCCAGGCAGGGACUGAGGCAGGGACUGAGGCAGUGGUCGGAGUGGAGGUCCAGGCAGGGACUGAGGCAGUGGUCGGAGUGGAGGUCCAGGCAGGGACCGAGGCAGUGGUCGGAGUGGAGGUCCAGGCAGGGACUGAGGCAGGGACUGAGGCAGUGGUCGGAGUGGAGGUCCAGGCAGGGACUGAGGCAGUGGUCGGAGUGGAGGUCCAGGCAGGGACCGAGGCAGUGGUCGGAGUGGAGGUCCAGGCAGGGACCGAGGCAGUGGUCGGAGUGGAGGUCCAGGCAGGGACUGAGGCAGUGGUCGGAGUGGAGGUCCAGGCAGGGACUGAGGCAGGGACUGAGGCAGGGACUGAGGCAGGGACUGAGGCAGGGACUGAGGCAGGGACUGAGGCAGGGACUGAGGCAGGGACUGAGGCAGGGACUGAGGCAGGGACUGAGGCAGGGACUGAGGCAGGGACUGAGGCAGGGACUGAGGCAGGGACUGAGGCAGGGACUGAGGCAGGGACGGAGGUACCCAUGGAGACAGGAGAGGUGCUGGAGGAACCCGUUGUGGAGGAUCUGGCUGUCAUAGUGGAACCAGAAGUGGAGAUGGAGCCAGAGGCUGAACUAGAAGCAGAGAUGGUCCCAGAGUUAGUAGUAGAGGUAGUCCCACAGCCGCCUAGCCCUGUCACCACCACCCCUCCUGUCUCCAGACCAGCCAGUCCCCUGGUGCAGGCCCCUCCCAGCCCUCCCCCUGAGGAGCCUCCGCGACGUGGCCAGAGACGAGCCCGCAGCCGUAGCCCCGAGCAGCGCCGGACAAGGGCUCGCACCACACGGAGCCGUUCUCCCCUCACCCUGGACCGACUGGACGGCCUCCCCCGCCACGUGCCCAACGCCGCCCCUUCACACAGCCCCCCCACCCUGCCCCCCCAGGUCCCCGCAGAGGGAAGCUCACGGACUCGACAGCAUGUUCUGUCCCGGCAGAGCACCUCAGAGUACGAGGUCCAGUCAGCCGGAACAGGGUCUGACACAGGUUCUGGAAACGCCCCAGAGCCCGUUACCACCCCACCCCAGGAGGGAGAGGCCGCGGGCGGGGAGGGAGCAGCGGGACGACGUCCCCCCACCAUCAUGCUGGACCUGCAGGUGCGUCGUGUUCGUCCAGGUGAGUACCGCCAGAGGGACAGCAUUGCUAACAGAACCCGCUCACGCUCCCAGAACUCCAACAACACCUUCCUGUACGAGAGUGAGAGGGGGGGAUUCCGCAGGACCUUCUCCCGGUCCGAGCGCGCGGGUGUGAGGACGUACGUCAGCACCAUCAGGAUCCCCAUCAGGAGGAUCAGUGACGCGGGGUUGGGAGAGGCCACCUCCAUGGCUCUGCAGACCAUGAUACGACAGAUCAUGACCGGCUUCGGAGAGCUCAGCUACUUCAUGGACUCGGACUCGGACUCCUCGGACUCAAACCGUGGCGGUGGUAACCCCACUGGCGCUGCCGACCUGGCCGAGGCGCUCAACACUCCCGAGGGGGGAGUAGCCGGUAUGGCGGAGGGGGCGGAGCCUCCUGUCUCAGUGGGUGGGCCUAGUGUGGGAGGAGCCGGGGAGGCAAGGACAGAGGAGGGGGAAGAAGGGGUUGGUGUAGGUCUGGCCCCAGGGAUAGGUUUAGGGGUGGGGGGCACCCCCAGGGAGGGGCGAGCUCGGCCCCGUGCCCCCAUCAGUUUGGAGGAACCAGGGUCACUACCCUUCCUCCGCCUUGCUCACUUCUUCCUCCUGAAUGAUGAGGACGAGGAACAGCCCAGAGGACUCACCAAGGAGCAGAUCGACAACCUCUCCACCAGGAACUUUGGGGAGAGUGACGCUCUGAAGACCUGCAGUGUGUGUAUCACAGAGUAUGCUGAGGGGAACAAGUUGAGGAAGUUGCCCUGUUCUCAUGAGUACCAUGUUCACUGUAUCGACCGCUGGCUGUCUGAGAACUCCACCUGUCCUAUCUGCCGCAGGGCCGUGCUGGUGUCUGCUAACCGGGAGAGUGUGGUCUAACCUGGAGAGCUGGAGGUCAGGGGUCAGCGGUGCUCCAGGCAGACGGCUCCAGUAUAUAACACGGUGUCGGUUCUGCAGGCCUUUCUCCUAGUCAGACCAUUUACAUUGUUCAUGUUUUCAUUCUUAAGCCAUUACUGACUUUUAUCCAACUGACAUGCCGGUGUUUGGAGAGACAGACGGAGACGGAGACAGACGGACCAGAGAGAGACAGACAGACGGAGACAGACGGACCAGAGAGAGACAGACAGACGGAGACAGACGGACGGACGAGAGAGAGAGAGACAGACAGACGGAGACGGACGGACGAGAGAGAGAGAGAGAGAGAGGCGGAGACAGACGGACGGACGAGAGAGAGAGAGAGAGAGAGACAGACAGAAAGGUGGUGUCUUCAUAGUGUAGUAAGAGACAUGAGAGAUGCCACUGUCCCAUUGGCCAACAGACCCCACUCUCCCUUACCUAUUACCCUGAGAGGACCAACAGACCCCACUCUCCCUUACCUAUUACCCUGAGAGGACCAACAGACCCCACUAUCCCUUACCUAUUACCCUGAGAGGACCAACAGACCCCACUCUCCCUUACCUAUUACCCUGAGAGGACCAACAGACCCCACUCUCCCUUACCUAUUACCCUGAGAGGACCAACAGACCCCACUCUCCCUUACCUAUUACCCUGAGAGGACCAACAGACCCCACUCUCCCUUACCUAUUACCCUGAGAGGACCAACAGACCCCACUCUCCCUUACCUAUUACCCUGAGAGGACCAACAGACCCCACUCUCCCUUACCUAUUACCCUGAGAGGACCAACAGACCCCACUAUCCCUUACCUAUUACCCUGAGAGGACCAACAGACCCCACUCUCCCUUACCUAUUACCCUGAGAGGACCAACAGACCCCACUCUCCCUUACCUAUUACCCUGAGAGGACCAACAGACCCCACUCUCCCUUGUGUAACAGUAUAACUUUACGUCGUCAAGAAGAGUACUGUUACACUUGCCUGUCUUACCCCAAAAGGGACUCCACUGUCCCCACCUCACCCUGCUCUCCACCUGAAAGAUGAACUGCAUUUAUCAACAAACACUCUGGAACGGCUCACAGACUGUCAGUGUGUCAAAGCUUGCUGAUUUUUAGUUUUUAAGUUAAAACUGUAGAAUGUUGUACAGGCUUUAAUGGGGAGAAGAAGACGUGACGGACUUGGAUUCCGUUUGGAAUUUUUAGCUAUCAGUUUAUUUGGAAUCGUAUUGCGUCAUAUUCAUGACAUCGGAAUCAAUGGUACUGAUGAUGAAUUGUGUUGAGAUGGGAUGUAGGUAUCUGUUAACUGAUGCUAGUGUGUAGUCUGACUCUAGCCCAUCACCAUGAAGCAUUUUCUAUUUCUGCCCUCUGACAGUGUUUCAUCAUGACAUCUCAGAGUAGGACAAGUGAUCUAGGAUCAGUGGUGUGAUCUAGGAUCAGUGGUGUGAUCUAGGAUCAGUCCUUAUCUUAUUCAUUAAACCUAAGAAGCCCAACUGAUCCUAGAUCACCACUCCUAUAUAGUGCCCUACCCACCACCCUAUCUCUAUAUAGUGCCCUACCCACCACCCUAUCUCUAUAUAGUGCCCUACCCACCACCCUAUCUCUAU
Messenger RNA from Salvelinus fontinalis (brook trout), 4528 nucleotides. Its product is annotated as E3 ubiquitin-protein ligase RNF12-A-like. Gene Ontology annotation, molecular function: ubiquitin protein ligase activity. The record is from RefSeq and is a predicted model, not a curated record. Bases 179 to 2911 code for a protein of 910 amino acids. Gene Ontology annotation, biological process: ubiquitin-dependent protein catabolic process; protein ubiquitination; random inactivation of X chromosome. NCBI's taxonomy places the organism in Eukaryota, Metazoa, Chordata, Actinopteri, Salmoniformes, Salmonidae. Gene Ontology annotation, cellular component: nucleoplasm; cytoplasm. The transcript is spliced from 4 exons.